Molecule: messenger RNA, 2569 nt
Organism: Cokeromyces recurvatus
Lineage: Eukaryota; Fungi; Mucoromycota; Mucoromycetes; Mucorales; Mucoraceae
Exons: 7
Coding region: 150-2531 (793 amino acids)
Biological process (GO): protein processing
Cellular component (GO): plasma membrane
Molecular function (GO): metalloendopeptidase activity
Source: RefSeq, a predicted model, not a curated record
UAUGUGGCUUAAUAUAAAGUAUAAUAAAGAGUUUCUUAUUUUAAUAAAAAGUAUUUUUUUUUUGUUUUGUUUCUUUUUAUAUACACAUAUUUUUUUUUUUUAUUUAUUUCCUUAUAAUUAUUAUUUAUUUUUUUUUUUGCUUCUUUUUCAUGUCAGAUGUUAAUACGCCUUUAUUAGCAACCAAAGAUCAACGACCAUCAACUUCAAUCCAUCCUAAUAAUGAGGAACAAGAAGAAAGUUAUGUUAGAGCAACUGAUUAUGGAACAGGCAUAUAUCGUUACCCACGACAUCUUCAACCAACAAGACAAUUUACAUCGUUAGAGAAAUUCAUGUUUUUCUCAAGUUCCAUAUUGGUCAUUCUUUUGUUUUUAUUUAUAGACCUCUAUGCUAGAAGCAGUCAAAAGGACGAUGACGAACCUAUCAUAAGACCACCUGCACCAACUCAUGAUAUACCGAAGAAUCAUACAAAAAUUUCUUAUUGUUUAGAUUCAAGUUGUAUUGUAACAGCAGCUCAAAUUCUUCAGGAUGUAGAUCGUGAAUUGGAUCCAUGCAAUGAUUUUUAUGCCUAUGCUUGUAAUCAAUGGAAAGAAAAUCAUGCUUUAUCUGAUGAUAAAUCAAGACUGGAUAGACAAGAAAUAACAACUGAAUCUAUUUAUCAUAGACUUGAACAGAUAUUAAAGAGAGAAUGGAUGGAUGAGAGUACAAGCUUACCUAAUCCAGAAGAUAUACUCAAUAAGCAACUUUUCACAAAACUGAAGGAUCUCUAUCAAUCCUGCAUAAAUCAAGAACCAAUCGUGAUAGAGCCUCUUUAUGCCCUCUUUCGCGAUAUUCAAUCUUUCAUUCCACUUAGUAAGCCCCAGCUGGAUCGAGAGAGUCUGAAUAAAGCCAUUCACUAUCUAGCCGACCUCAAUAUAUGGCCCCUUUUCCGCAUAAAAAUGAAGUCAGAUGUCUUCACCAACACGAGACGGCCCAUUCUGUCGUUAGAAGUUCCUUAUCUAACUCUACCUUACCGUGCCCUUUAUGAUGAUCCCUCUACGAUGUCUGUUUAUACACAGCUGAUUGUCACCAUCCUUGAUGCUGUCUUUAAACAUGAUGUAUCGAAUGAAUUCGGCUGGAAGGCCUGGAGUACGAUUGCUACUGCGCGUCGUAUUGUUGAGUUUGAAAAAACCAUUGUAAAGGCACUUGUGUUAGAAAAGAAUGAAGAACAAGAAAGUAAAAAGUGGAGGAUAGAGGAGCUAGAGGGAGAGGUAUCGAGUAUUGACUGGCGAGAGUUAUUAAGGGGACAUAAAGGAACAGUACUUGUUCCAUCUAUUCCAUUUAUGAAGCAUCUUAAAAGGGAUGUUUUGAGCGUAACAAAUUCACGUACGAUACACAUGUAUUUCAUUUGGCGUAUCAUUUGGUAUCAUUUGGAUAGGUUAGGAGAUCAAUUGAGCAUUCUCAAGACACCUAUGUAUACCAAGUUAACAGGCGUCCAAAGGACAGCAGGGUCUGAAAGGCAGUAUAGCUGUAUGAAAUGGAUUCAUCAAAGUGACAUGGGUCUAUUGAUGGGACACUAUUAUGCCCUUGAUCAACAAGAACGUAUCGAGAAAGCUAAGCGCCAGGUAGAGGUCAUGUCUCAAGAUAUCGUCCGUAUCUUUAAGGAACGUAUCCCACAUCUUCCUUGGAUACCCCACAAUGAUAAUUUGACAAAACAAGCCAUCUUGAAUAAAUUAGAAAAUAUUGAAUUCCAAAUUGAUUAUUCUCAAGCGUCUGUUAUUUCUUUAGUGGAAUAUUUUAGCGAUAUUAAGAUUGAAAAGAAUGAUUUCUUUCGAAAUAUGUUAAGAACUGAUAUGCAUAAAAUGAAACAGAUAUGGAGAUUGUUGGAUGAUGAUCUACCACCACCACUCAUCCAUAAAGACGUGUGGAAUAAAAUAAACACGCAAUUCACUCGUGUCUAUUAUGACAGAGAAUUAAACAAGGUGACUGUUCCGGGAAGUCUAUUGCAAUUACCUUAUUUUGAUCCUAACGGACCACUCUAUUUAUAUAUGGGAACACUAGGAUGGAUGAUUGGACAUGAGAUUAUGCAUGGAUUCGAUAACAUAGGAAGACAUUACAAUGAUAAAGGCCAAUUUGGUCAACACUGGUGGACAGAUGAGAGUGUGAACAGUCUUGAACAAGAAACCCAAUGCUUAAUACGACAAUUUGAUGACUAUGGUUUAAAUGGUCAACUUAUUGUAGAUAAUAAUUUUGCAGAUCUGGGAGGAUUAAAAGUCAUAGAAUAUAUGAAUAUUACAAAUAAGAUGGAUUUACCCGGUUUAGAACAUUGGAAUAAAGAGCAGAUUGCUUAUAUUCAAUUUGCAAGACUAAAAUGUAGUAAAACAAGAAAAGAACGAGAAGAGAUGCUUGACAAUAACAAGCAUGCACCUGAUCGAUAUCGAGUCAAUGGCCCAUUAAUCAACUCGAAACAUUUCUCGAAUACAUUUCAAUGUAAAUCAGGAUCUUAUAUGAACCCAGCAGAAACAGCAAGUAAAAAAAAAUGUCAAGUUUGGUAGAAAUAUACCUCUUUUAUUUUAUUUUAUUUUUUCUUUUC